This is a messenger RNA of Chlamydomonas reinhardtii, 7070 nucleotides long. RefSeq lists its product as uncharacterized. NCBI's taxonomy places the organism in Eukaryota, Viridiplantae, Chlorophyta, Chlorophyceae, Chlamydomonadales, Chlamydomonadaceae. The coding region runs from base 436 to 4413 and encodes 1325 amino acids. The transcript has 8 exons. The record is from RefSeq and is a predicted model, not a curated record.
UGUUCGCACUUACAGGCUAAGAGAUUCAAGGAAGCGCGACGCAUUGAAAGUCCGCCAGGAAAAGCCUGUCGUCGACGACCUGCCCCGCGCGACCGUCCAUAUUGCUACUAGACUAAUGUGUACAGUCUACUGCAUAUUUGACAAUCUAUGUAAGCUUUUCGGUGAAGGCUACUCGCGUCGACAACAACAGAAGACCGUGCGUCUUCCAUACAUACCCGUUGAAAGCUUAUGAGCUCCUUUUGGCAUAUUCACAUCAUUACAGACACAUCCAACUGUUUCUCCUUGCCGCAAGGCUUUGGAGCCUCGGCGAAGCCAGCUAUUUGAGGUUUCCUCUGUAUCCUGUGCAAAGGUACUGUGCUGGCUUAAUAUUUUUGCUCGGGGCGAGUCCCCGUGAGCGGAGGAGCGGCCGUGAGAGCGUCUGAGGCCAGCUCCGGUAUGAAACCAUCAAUCGAAGACCUUGCCGGAGCCUUUGCUUCCGAGGCAGCGUCUGACUGCCGUGGCGAUCCUGGCAGUACGCAUUAUGCAGCCGCUCGCGAACGAGUUUUCAGGGAGAGCCAUGGUGGUGGUGGUGGUGGUGGUGGUGGCGCAGAGCUUCCGCAUCUGCGGAAUCUCCACAGGUCGACCCAGGAGUCCGAAGCGGCGGUGCCACUGGUCGUACGCCGUGACGGGGCGGGCCAAGCUGAAGACGCCACAGCAACAACAAACGCCGCCCUGCAACAAAGGUUGUUGCGCCAGCUAAUACACCAGCAGCAACAGCAACAGCAGCAGCAGCAGCAGCAGCAGCAGCGGCAGGGCGCGGCUGCGUCGGCGGUCUUGGAGUCUCUGCUUCAGCACCAGCAGCACCGGCACCAGCAGAGCGCCCACAGUAGUAGGAGCCUUGCAACGGCCGACGGCGGCUUGCUCGGGGCCGGAGGCAGUCAGCGAUCAGCUCUGGCCGACGAUGCCGACGUGGGGAGAGCGCAACAGCUGCGGCAACUGGCCGCGCUGCUGAAUGCACGUGAAGAGCAGCAGGCUGCUGCCGCUGACGGCGGGUUCUUAUUAGAAGCCGCCGGACACACGAGCGACGGCCUAGGAACAGCAGGUCCUAGCGGUGGAGGUGGCAGCAGGGAGCUAGCAGCAGCUGGCGGGGGCAGUAGCCUUCAAACGAAGCUGCUGGAGCUGGCCGGGGCGGGUGGCGGCGAGCUUAGCGAACUACUGUCCCUUCACCGUCACCACCAGCAGCAGCAGCAACCGCAGCAACAGCACCAGCAGCACCGCCGUGCAGCGGCCGUCGCAGCUGUGGCGGCUGCCGCGGGCUUGGGCGGGCUUGGGCAACAGCCACAAAACCGACACGGCGAAUCAUCAGCAUCUGAUUUGGGUCAAUCGCUUAGGCUACUGCUCGCAGCCAACAGCCAUGGGCAGUCGGCGGCGGCAUCGGCUUUAGCAGGUCUGGCGGCGGCGACCGUAGCUGGGGGUGGCGGCGGUGGUGGUGCAGCUGCGGGAGGUGGUGGCGUGGGCGGCGACGGCACCAGCAGUGACGGGCCGGUCACGCUGCCGCUGACGGUGCUGCACACGGACCGCAAGUGCCCAAAGGUGUUGGCGCCGAGGUCCGGUCGCGUGGGUGACACCAAACACCUGGUGCUGCCGGGAGAGAUUACGCAGGCGCUACCAGCCGCCAUGCGGGAAGGUGAGGCCUCGGUGCCUGUGCUCAUCUGCGUGCCGCCGCGCCCGCCGCCGCGCGGCCACCGCCACGCACAGCCGCAGCCGCAGCCUGCUGCGCAAUACAGCCUCUCCUGCGGCAUCGGCAACGGCCCCGGCGGCUUCCGUGCGCUGUACGUGCCCGUAACCGAAGAGUUGUACGGCAGGCCGGUACGGCGGUUCACACUUCGGGAGGAUCUCGUACUGGAGCUGGAGCUCGCGGAGCCCGUCAUGCGGCCAUCGGCGGCGCGCAAUGUGGGCCGCCAGCCAGGUGGCAGCGAUGACGGCGGCGGCGGCAGCGCAGCCGGCGGCGGCGGCGGCGGCUUCGGUGGCAGCAUGUCGUCGCAUGCUGAUGACCUGGAUUACACGCCGCGCGGUGAUUCAGAUGGUGGUGGAAUUGACGGCAACGAUAGCGAGGGUGGCGGCGGCGGACGUGGUGGGCGCAGCGGCGGGCUGGGUGGCGGCGGCGGCGGUGGCGGCGGCGCACUGACGGGUGGCGGCUGGGAGGAUGGCGAUGACGACUACACGGCGGGCGGUUGCGGCAUGGGCGGCGGCGGCGGCGACGACGGCUCGGCUCCGGAGCUGCCUGUGGUGAUGCGGCGGCCGACGGGCGGCAAGCCCACUGUGAUGCGCAGCUGCACGGGCAACAUUGGCAGCAAGAAGCACCUUCCGCUGCCGCCAGAGGUCGUCAAGGCGCUGUCAAAGGAUCAACGCAACGGCUCAGCACCUGUGGAAGUCAUUGCACAGGUGCUGGUGGGGGGGCCGGACGUGCCCCCGCCCCACCGCGUGCCGCCUGGCACCACCUGCGGCGCCACAGCGGCGUCCACACCUGCCAACACAGGGUAUGAGGUGGUGCAGCAGGAGCGGCUGCGCUGCCUGGUGGGGCCCACGGGCUCGCACGGCUGCAUGUCAUUGCAGGUGCCUGUGUCCCCCAUGAUGAACGGGCGGCGUUUGCUGCACCUGACGCUGCGGGAGGACCUGGUGCUGGAGCUGGGGCUGGGGGAGGUGGUGGUGCCGCCGGGCCCGCUGGGCCCCCGGAUGAUGGCGGCGGUGGCGUCCGCGAUGGUCUCCAACGGCCUUAUGCCUGCUUCCGUGGCGGCAGCCACAAGCGUCGCGACGCGCGGGCUUGCAGGCAUGGCCGCUGUAGCGGCGGCGGCGGCGCAGCACCAUCACCAGCAACAACAGCAGCAGCAGCAGCAGCAGCGAGAGCAGCAGCUGCAGCAGCGAGAGCAGCAGCAGCGGGAGCGGGAGUGGGAGUGGGAGCUAUCAGGAGGGGCGGGUGGCGGUGGCGGCGGCGGUGGCAGCUCGCCCUUCGUGCCGUCGGCGGCUGUGCUGGCUAAGGCGGCGGCGUUUGUGCAGGCGCAGCGGGUUCUGGCGGAGGCACAGGCAAAGGUGCAAGCCCAGGCACAGGCACAGGCAAAGGUGCUAGCCCAGGCACAGGCACAGGCGCAAGGGGCCGCAGAGGCUCAGGCGCAGAUGGCGGCUGCGACAGAGGUGGCCUUAUCCAUGCAGGCGCUGCGCCGCCGCCGCAUGCAAGAGGAGACUGCGAUGCUGCAGGCGGCGGGGCUUGGCGGCAGCCGGGAGGAUGAGACCCUACAUGCCUACAAGCGCCGCCGCUCCGACUGCAGCGCCCCUCACAACAACGCGGAAGGGUCGACGCAGCACGCGACAGCGUUGCCGGGGGUGGGCGGCGGCGCGACGUUGGCGCUGGGCGGCGGCGGGAUGUCGGGCGCCGCCAGUAGCCGCGUGGCUGCCCUGGCCGACGCACGUGACUUUGCUCAUGGCGAGCUGACGGCGGCAGCGGCGGCGGGGAUCAAGAUGGAGAUAAAGACCGAGCCUGGCGGCGCGGCCGCUGCCGGGACCGGGCGCGGAGGGCUGGGGCCGCUGGUGCUGCCCAACUCAACUGCCUCUGUGGCUGGGGGCUCCCCGUCCUCUGUGGCUGCAAUAAUUGCUGGCGCGGGCGGCAGCGGCAGCGGCCUGGGCGCGAGCGGCUCUAACAGCGCAUCGCCCUACGUGGGACAGCUUCGCGGCGGCAGCAGCAGCGGAGCUGGCGGAGGUGGCGGCAGCUGCACCAACGCCGAGGGCGGCGACGGCAGUGGCACCAUUGCCGCGGCGCUGCAGCAGCUGCUACAAGCCAAGGCGCUUGCGGCAAGUGCGCGCAGCGGCGGCCCAAUCGCCGGCGCCGCUGCAGGUGGCGGCGGCGCCGGCGCCGCUGCAGGUGGCGGCGGCUCUGGCGCCGCCGGCAGCAGCGGCACCGGUGGAUCGAUGGGCGCUACUGCGGCCAUGGGUGCCGCGACGCUGGCGCGUGUGUGGGGACUGCUGGACACAAGGCUGCCGCGUGCGCAGGCGCUGUCUGGGCGCGCGCUGGCGGCGGCGGCGCGCAGCGCGCCGCUGCCGCCGUCGGAGGCCGCCGCCACCGCGCGCCUGGGCGCAUUGAACACGUGCCUCGCUGACGUGUCAAACCUGCUCUUCUUCGCACGUGACGUCGCGGCGGCGGACCACGCCAGCCGGGUGGAUGACCCCGUGACGCGGCGGACGCUGUUGGGCUGCUGUCAGCUGCUGCUGGCGGCGGGAGAGAGCCUUGUGGAUUGGCACACGGCGGUGGCGGAGGCAGCGGAGAGCGGGCGGGGCGAGGCGGCGGCGGCCGCGGUGGCGGGGCAGGUGGCGCCGGUGGCGGAGGCGGUGCGUGGGCGGCUGGCGGAAGCACUGUCGCCGCUGAUGCACCUGCUGCGAUGAACGAUGGGCCCAAAAAGGUUUGGCGCGCUAUCUAGGCGGAAAGGAGUGUACACGAUUACGUACUGCCACAGGCAAGAAAAGAAAUGAAGGGUGCUUUGUCGCGCGCUACGGCGUGCGACUCGCACCUGCAGAACCUACUAUCCAAGUCCCAACGUGAUACGGCAUCAUGUGUAUGGCAAAGCAAGCAAAGUACCCUAAGUAAAUGAUGCUGAUGCGUCCAAGGGAGCUCUCAAUGUGCGUAAGGCUCAGGCGGCGUCGGCACCAGCAGCGGACUUCAGCAAUUAUGAGACUGGAGCUGUGCAGAUAAGUCACGAGGAGGUCGUGUAGCGCGGGGGCGAAGAGAGCGAUUGGAGCGGGGGAGCAAGGUACCGGCGUGCUUGCGCCUGGUGCGGCAAGUGGUUUUGACCCAACAGUGAAUCCUGGUGCGAAUUGCGACCAACCAACGCCUGGAUGGCUGUGUGUGUGUGUGUGUGUGUGUGUGUGUGUGUGUGUGUGUGUGUGUGUGUGUGUGUGUGUGUGUGUGUGUGUGUGUGUGUGUGUGUGUGUGUGUGUGUGUGUGCGUGUGUGUGUGUGUGUGUGUGUGUGUGUGUGUGUGUGUGUGGUUACGGUACUUUGCCGCGUGCACAACUCGUAGGAGGUACGUAUGUCGGCGGCAUCCGCCGCAGACCUCAAACGAUUUGGCGACGCCGACCUUAUUACGGCAUUGCUGCACGUAUGCAUGUCUACUCUGCACAUCGGCAGCGAUUGUUUUUUCAUUACUCCAUUGCCGUGUCCUGUGUGUGCCUGUCCUGCUGCUCUGCGUUACCACUAUCUACCGCAGCCGGCUGAACGCUCGCCGCUGUCUAUGAAGAGUCGUGCAGAUUGGGUACAGUAGCAGCGGCGUUUCGCUGCGACCGUAAUUGGUAAUCCUGUGUGUGUUGGAACGAACCGAGGGGGAACCGGAAGGAAUCUGGAGUAAGUACGCGCGUGAUGGAUGGGAAGCUGGAGGCUGGAGGCUUGGAGGCUUGGAGACAUACAAAGCAGAUGUGGUACGGCAUGGUAGUAGUACGGAUCGUCUGGGCCUAGACCUGUGGUGUCUGGCGCGGCAUGACGGUAGUUCGGGUCCCUGAAGCAUCACAGGCGGGGCCCCUGCUGGGUGCGGCGGUGGAUGCAUUUUCCGAAGGAGAUGGGAAAUGGCCCGGAAUGCAUUACCACGCGGGAUGGAAGCGAGCUCGAUCGAGUGGUUCGCACAUCAUCUCCCCGUGCCUUUCAAUGACUCAAGUACGCAAUGCUGUAGCGUGCACAUGUGCCGCAGUACGUGCAGCAUGUUUACAUGGCGCCUACUGGGGGCUUCCGUGCGCACACGUUUUCAAAGCCCGCGUGACAAGCAAUUUCCUGCUCCAGGUUUGCUUAAGACGUGAGAUGUGCUUUCCCAAGCUUUAAGGCUACUUUGGGAGGGCGGGCGGCUAUGGGAAGCUCUUACUCAUCUUCAGUAUCCGGGAAGGGGACUGCUCUUCCACUGGCUAAAUACAAAACGCGUCUGUGGCUUCCGUACGGUAGUGCAUAUAAUAAAUGGGCGGGACACGCAACAAGACAGACUUUGUGUAUGGGGGCUGUCGUGCGGCGCAAACACAUGGCUCGCUGCGGCGCACAUGCUGUGUACCCGGCGGUUUGGGGUGCAAUAUCUCCGUUGAGUCUGAUGGGCUGGGAAGCUGGCAAGCGAUCACGGGGCCGUUUGCUAGCCUAUAGUAAGCAGGCCAUGCAAAGGCUUGAGCGGCGCGGUUCAGAGUGAGUGGUACGAUACGCACGCGCUGCCACACGCUGGUGUGCGGCUCGCUCGAGGCCUGGCGGGAGGCGUGUUUGCAUCAUUGCCUGGAAUGCCGUGCGUGGAGGGCCGGGCGGGAAAUGGCGUACGCGAGGGGUACAGGGAGCCGGUGUUUAGCGGGGCUGAGACCCGGUAAACCAUAGGCUGAUGGGGCUGGUGGGGCUGCUGAGCGGGGCUGGUGUUUGUCGCAUGAGCGCUGUUGCCGCGGUGGACACGCCACGUGCCACCAGCAAUGGCCGAAUGCACGGGGCGCGGCCGGAGCUGGUGGUAGCGCACGUGUGUGUGCGGGUCGCAAUAACAGGCCACGUGCAUGCGGCAUUUGGAACCAAACAUGUACGGUACUUGCCCUGUGUGCAGAAGGCGCGUGCCGUGGUGCAGUGGGGUCUGAGCCACAGGCGCAAGGCCGCUGUGCCGCUGCAUGCAUAACCUGGAGAAGAUGGCGCGGCCGCGGUGUCUGUAUACGGUACCAUAGCUGUGAACUGCAAGGCACUGGUUCGGAGAGGCAUACGAGGUUCGUCUCCAGCAUUGCAAUUCGGGGCAAACUGUGAGAAGCUGUCGAACGAUUGAAGUCGAGUGGCGGGCGCUCCGUCAUGGGAAAUCGCGGGUGUUUGGUACGGUCGUGGCUGUAAUUCCAGCAUUCAGUGAGACUACGGUACUGUGAGACAGAUGUGGUGGGCGAUAUUGGGGCGGUGCGCGGGUGAGCCGGUGAGGAGCAGGUACUGGCAUUCUCAUCACGGCCGGCUGAGGAAGGGAACACGUACGCGGUACGCCUGACAUGAGCCCCGCACUCCCACGAUGCCGCGUGGCUGGCUGGGGCCUUGGCCCUGACUUGUCGCUGUAAUUAUGUUUGGAG